Toxotes jaculatrix (banded archerfish) is the source of this 1212-nucleotide messenger RNA. RefSeq names its product gap junction protein delta 6 (gene gjd6). Gene Ontology annotation, cellular component: connexin complex. The transcript has a single exon. The record is from RefSeq and is a predicted model, not a curated record. Lineage: Eukaryota; Metazoa; Chordata; Actinopteri; Toxotidae. Bases 1 to 1212 code for a protein of 403 amino acids. Gene Ontology annotation, biological process: cell communication.
AUGACGGAGUGGACCCUGCUAAAACGUCUCCUGGAUGCUGUCCACCAGCACUCCACCAUGAUUGGUCGCCUGUGGCUCACCGUCAUGGUCAUCUUCCGGUUGCUCAUUGUGGCCGUUGCAACCGAGGACGUGUACACUGAUGAGCAAGAGAUGUUUGUGUGCAACACCAUGCAGCCUGGAUGCUCCACGGUCUGCUACGACGCAUUCGCGCCCAUCUCGCAACCUCGCUUCUGGGUGUUCCAUAUCAUCAGCGUCUCCACGCCAUCCCUCUGCUUCAUCAUCUACACGUGGCACAAUUUGUCCAAGCUGCCCCACAACACCACCCAGAGGAAAGGGCAAGGACUGGGGGAUAUCCCAGGGCAGGGAGGCCCAGACGUGGGGUGUGACAGUGGACGGGAGGCAUUCGAUCGAAGCUGCGACUCAGACAGCUGCUCCAUCCGCUCCCAUAAGCAUUUAGGUCACAGCCUGGCAGAUGUGCUUGAGGGCAUCAACACCCAGAGUCUCCAGAGAGGAGACCCCAAGAACAUAGCGUCCUUAAACCAGGAUCAAGCUUGCCCCUUCAGGGAGGGGACUGCAGAGGGUCACGUGGUCUCUGGAGGGGUUCUGUCCAAAUGUUACGUCUUCCACGUGUGUUUACGUGCUGUCCUGGAGGUGGGCUUUGUCCUGGCCCAAUGGAAGCUGUUUGGCUUCCAGGUGCCUGUCCAUUUCCUUUGCACCUCAGCCCCCUGUAGCCAGCCAGUGGACUGCUACGUCUCCAGGCCCACAGAGAAAACUAUCUUCCUGUGCUUCAUGUUUUGCGUUGGGGUUUUCUGUAUCCUUCUCAACCUGCUGGAGCUUAACCACCUGGGCUGGAAGAAGAUCAGGCAGGUGGUGAAGCUGAGGGAGAGGGCAUCGUGGGGAGGUUGCCCAGGAAUGAGGGGGGGGUAUGACACCUUCCCUUCAGACCCAGACAGCCCCUCUCUCACAUCCUCUUUAGGCUUCAGGGACGUGACUAGCACCACCUCCCUGCCCACUUUGGACCUGGUGGUGGGUCACCAGCCAGACUGGACUUGUGCUGCAAACUGUGGCAGCAUGAGGGAGCCUGAGGAGGUCAGAGAGACUAGACUGGAGCAACCAAAGAGACAGGGGUCCCAUAAAGGAGAAAGGCAGCCUCUGAAGAGUAAGAGGGACAUCAGAGGGUCCAAGCAGAGGAGUGCUCAGGUCUGGAUAUAG